UCUGGAAGACGGAAAUUUCCGAAAUGUGUAGACAUCCACUAUAUUGUUAUAUUGAGUGUCAUUACCGCAAUACGAGCGACCUCUAACAGGAAAGAAUCGCAAAUCAUCGAUUGACAGUUCAGAAUCUCAAGCGAUUUGAUUUCUUGGAACGAUCGAUCGAUCGACUGCACUUUGUCAACUUUUGUAUUGAUCUCCUGUGUGGAAAUUUCUAUUUUCGUUAAUCUAGGAGAAGUCAUAGCUCUUUACUUCUACUUCGCUAAAAGUUGAAAACUGCGUUUGUUCUUCGUGCGAACUACGAGACUUUUGUGCUUUCGGAAGGAUAACGCGGGAAGAAAGCCUUAAUUGGUUUCGAAACAUUUGGUCUAUAUUAAGUACGAUGCCUGCUUCCACUGUUUCUUGUUGAUGGAAAACACGCUCCUUUCCGCAACCUUAUUUUCAACCUUACAUUGAUUGAAGAUUACUAUGAUUCACGAGCAAAGUGGACUUUUAUUGUGUCUCCUUUGUUGGAUCGCGGCGAAAGCAGAAAUCCCUCCAACCAUUUCCAGUGUGACAAAAACUCCUGUGAGCUUUUAUGAAGGGGGCAGGGUGACACUUCAUUGUUCAGCUACAGGCAACACACCCCUUACCUACCAGUGGUUUGCAACAGAUUUUGAGGGUAAUGCCAAGGAUGUUUCAUCAGCUAGACACAGUCAGCAACCAAGCACAGGUCAGCUUGUUAUAAACAGUCUGAAUCAUACUCUAGAUGAUGGUUAUUACUAUUGUGUAGCAAGGAAUCCAGCUGGAAAAACAAGAUCAACAAGAUUAAAAAUCCAAGUUUCAUUUCUAGAAAAAACACCAAAUGUUGAUACCAGUGUAAGUCUCAGAGUACUGCAGGGGGGUGAAUUCACCUAUGAAUACCCUGUUAUAAAAAGUUUUCCAAAGCCUACAAUUACGUGGACUAAAAGUGGCAGCUCUAUGUCUGAGACACAACGCAUCAGUUUUUCUACUGAAGGAAACAUUUAUAUUGGAAAUGUGGAAGUAAAUGAUGUAGGUAACUACUACUCGAGGGUUCAGAAUGGAGGCCAGUCAUUUAGUAGAGGUCCGCUAACAGUGAGUGUGACAGCAAGGGGAAACAUACCUGAUACACCAUAUAUCAUUCUUGGCCCCACAAAUCAGAGAGCUACAGUGGGAAAGACAAACAGUGUUACAUUUGAGUGCUUUGCAAGUGGAAGUCCUAUGCCCUCGAUAUCCUGGAGAAAGGCAGGGCAAGUGAUUUCUCAGAGUGCAAAAUUUUCUUUUGACACGUUCAAGAAGAGACUCACUGUUCACAAUCCAGCUGUAUCUGAUGAAGGAGUCUACGAAUGUCGAGUAACCAACAGCAAAAAUGUCUUUAAAACCAAGAGUGCAAACUUGACAAUAAUUGUAAUGCCAACGUUUACAGUCACCCCAACGAUGGCGGAUAAGUAUCCUCAAGAAUCAGUGACUUUUAAAUGCAGUGCGACUGGCACUCCAACACCAGAGAUUACUUGGUUUCACAAUGGUCAAAAAGUUCCACCUUCGACCACGGGAAGGAUCCAGAUAAACAGUAAAAAUGACCUGACAUUUAUAAGUCUUCAAUCGGGUGACAAAGGAAGUGUUCAGUGCGCGGCAACCAACGAUGCUGGCGAGAUACUAAGCAGAGCUUUGUUGCGUGUAAAAGAAUUACCUGUAUGGAUAGAUGUUCCACCAAAGAACACAGACGCUGUGGUUAAUGACACAGUGGAGUUAGAAUGUGUAGGCCGUGGAAAUCCAUCGCCAACAAUAACCUGGCAGAAAAAUGACCAAAACAUCAACUUUGCCAAUAAUCCUCGAUACUUUCAGAAGUCUUCUGGUUCACUGCAGAUUAGCAGAAGUCAGAAGAGUGACAGUGGAAAAUACACGUGUAUAGCAACCAACAGCAUUGGCUCCAAGAGGGCAAACGCUUCUCUUAGAGUGUUAAUCAAAACUGUGAUCGUCAAUCCGUUACCAAGUCAAAUAGACGCUAUCAAAGGAAUUGAUAAACCUCUUCCGUGUGGGGUCCAAAAAGACCCGGAUAUAUCAGUCAAGUGGAUUUGGACCAAAGAUGGAUCUGCAGUCGAUGUAUCCCGGAUGAAGGUUCAAAGUGAUGGAACACUACGCAUACUCACUGUGCAGCAGGGGGAUGCUGGGUCGUACACGUGUUUGGUACAGUCUGAGGCGGGAAACGCCAGCACUACAGGACAGUUGAGCGUUCUCGAAAUACCGCUCGCACCCACUACCCCAGUGGUAAGUGACAUCAAGACGACUUCAGUUCGCUUAUCGUGGUUUCCACCGGAUUAUAGUGGGAACAGCCCCAUCACAUCUUACAAAAUCGAAGCCAAGAAGGGCUCCAACAACUGGCAACUUGCCAGGGAUGACAUCAAUCCUUCUGAUAGACAGAUGUCAGUCAUUGUCCGUAAUCUUUCGCCGCAUACUCAGUACCAAUUCCGCGUGAGAGCUGUCAAUCAAGUCGGAGAUGGUGCACCCAGUGGCGCGUCCGGAGUGAUAAGGACACUGAUAUCAGCGCCGUCUGCAGCUCCACAAAGCGUCAGUGGAGCUCCAACAAGCGCUGAUUCUAUACUCGUGCAGUGGCAAAUUCCUCCUCCUGAAACACACAAUGGUCCGUUGCGUGGUUUCAAAAUCGCUUACCGUCUAGCUGGCGUUUCAGCGAGUACCUUCAUUAUAAGAAAGAUUGCAAUUUCAUCUGCUACUCAGGGCAGCAUCGACGGACUUCUGCAGUGGACUGCGUACGAGAUUAAAGUGCGGGCUUACAAUGACGCAGGAGACGGGGUGUACAGUCAACCAAUCACAGUCACCACAGCAGAAGGGCUACCAACAGCUCCACCACAGGAAGUGAAAGUGAUUAACAUUACCACAGUCAGUGUAUAUUUAGAAUGGAAACCUCCACCUCAAAAGCAACAAAAUGGAAGAAUAAAAGGAUACAAGCUCCAAGCGUGGAAGGGAAGCACACCCAGCAAUAUCUACCAGCGGGUAGCUGAUCAUGACGACACGGCAGCUAUUCAGAAGGGAAUCCUGGGCGGACUGGAAAAAUUCACUCAGUACACUAUAGCUAUAGUAGCCUACAAUGGCGCAGGAGACAGUCCGAGGUCUGAUACUAAACUUAUCAAGACCGAGGAAGGAGUUCCAGACGCGCCUCGGUCGUUCACAAUCUCCGAGGUCUACGCGGACGCUUUGAGAGUGAGCUGGGACCCACCUCUACGACUGAAUGGUAUUCUUACUGCGUAUUUGGUAAAACACUGGCGAAAUGACUCACUCCCAAGCAGCGGUCAAACGACGCGUCUCUCAAACGUCACCUUAUCACACACAGUGACAGGAUUAGGAGCCAAUACUGCGUAUGUUGUCGAGGUGUCCGCUGAGACCCGAGUAGGGGCUAGCACGAGUAAGAGACUGGUGGCGAAAACUACGGAAUCUCCCGUCAAACCUGGUGCACCACAAAACCUAAAGGUCAUAGAAGUGAGGGCCCGUUCGGUGGUAUUAGAUUUUACCCCUGGAUCAUCUGGUAGAGCCCCUAUACUGACCUACAUCAUACAGUACAACAACGACACCUACUAUGACCCAGCGUCGUCAAGCUGGAAGACACUGAUGAUUGUUCGUGACGCUCAUCUCGUAUGGAAUUUGCUUCCUCUUGAGCUACCUCAUCUGAAACCGUACAGAGACUACAGAUUCCGAGUCACUGCCACGAACAAAGUGGGAAGCAGCAGCCCCAGUGCCCCAACGGAUACAAUCAGAACGCAGGAAACUGCACCCUCCCUUCCCCCAAGCAAUUUGACUUUGCUUCCACUCGGGAAGGAUGGACUGGAACUAAGAUGGAAGAUUCCACCCCAAGACACUUGGAAUAGCGACUUUAUAGGAUUCAUACUGCGAUUUGAGCCGGAAGGAGUUCCCAGUUUCGCAUUUGAAAAUAAAUUUCCAAGCAGUCAAUUAAACUACUACAGAGCGGGAGGCCUUUUGAGACACAAACGUUAUAAGGUCUCCGUAAGGUCCUACAAUCUAAAUGGUAAAGGAGCUAGCAAUGGCAGUGCGGUGGCUUGGGCUUGGACGCAAGAAGAUGCUCCGUCCUCAGCGCCAACUAGUCUUAAGCCAGAAGUAACAGGUGCCACAUUUGUUACGCUCAAAUGGGAACCUGUACCGUAUGUGGGACAAAAUGGUGUAAUUCUUGGUUACAAGAUAUACUACCGUAUUUUUGGGAAGCAAAACACGGAGAAAGAGAAGGAACUCCUCAAUGGUCUCGUGUACUCUACCUCCCUGACGGGACUGGAGAGCUUUGUCACUUAUGAAUUCCAAAUCCUUGCGUACACAAGAAUUGGAAAUGGACCAAAAAGCGCUGCAGUUAGAGCCACCACUCUAUCAUCCAGUCCAGGUCCCCCUUCUCGUGUCCGUUUUACAUCCGUCAGUCGAGAGACCGUGACGAUAGCGUGGGACCCACCAGUGUACCCGCGCGGCGUCAUCCAAGGAUACAGGGCAGAAUGUCGUCUAAAUACGUCAUCUGCGUCUGACCCCUAUGUGUGGCAAAGCACCAUGGGAAGAAACGAUCUCAGGAGGACUGCUGGCCCUUUGAAUCCUCAGUCGUUUUAUCGCUUUUACCUUUGGGCUUUGACUAACACAAGUCAAAGCGAAAAACCAGCGGAAGCAGUUGUUUAUACUGGAGGUUCAACAGAACCUCCUGAUGCACCAUACAUUUUGCCGGUCUAUUUCUCGGACAUCGGCGAACGAUGGAUAAUCGUAAAGUGGCAAGCCACAUCAGAUGCAAAGAGCCCCUUGAGGUACUUCACCCUGCAGCUGAACAAGAAUGACGAGGGCUGGCAGGUGUACUCGGCAAACGUUCUCCACGAUCUCCGGAAACUUAAAGUGGAGGGACUUUUUCCUGGGGAGUCAUACACGUUCAGAAUUAUGGCCACAAACGACAAGGGAAACAGUCCGUACAGUGCGGCGUCCUCUUCUGUUACAACUCGUCUUGCGUUGCCGACUGGGGCUCCACGCAAUAUCACAGUGACGUCAUAUCCCACGUCACUCGACAUUAAAUGGGCGGCUCCACUUCCACAAGAGCUGGGUGGAACUCUACAGGGGUUCAUUUUAAAACACAGAGAAAGGAGUGCCGCUGGCAGUGUGUUUAGCGAGGUUUCCUUGGACGCCAACUCUCGUAACCAUAAAUUAGAACGCUUGAAAGUUUUCACGGUCUACGAAAUCAAAGUGGCGGCUGUGAACGAGAAGGGACCUGGGCCCUAUUCCCCUCUUUACAGAGUGACAACCGGAGAGAAACCUCCUUCGGAAGCUCCUAAGGAUUUAACAAAGGGGACAGUGACAAGAACAUCCAUUGGAGUCAGGUGGAUCGCACCCUCUUCAGCUUCCUUCAAUGGACAUCUUAUGGGAUACAAGGUUUAUGUGCAAGACCUCUCUCUGACUCAAGGACGCCGCAGAAGGAGACGAUCUUUGGAGGCUGGAGUAUGUCCGCGAGAACCUGGACCCAAGCUGCUGUUCGUCCCUCCUCACCUGAACAACGUCAACAUCACUAACCUUCGGAAAUAUGUUAAGUAUAGAAUCUGGGUGCGAGCGUAUAAUUCCAAAGGAGAGAGUCCGCCAAGUACGUCGCUGGAGGUCACAACACAUGAGGACAGACCCGAGCCCCCAGCCGUUUUCCGUGCCGACGCGGUCUAUAAUGUCCGCGUAGACCUUUACUGGAAACCACCUUGUGAACCGAAUGGAGAAAUUCUUGAGUACGAGAUCAGCUAUGGCAGGACAGCGGAAUUAACCCCCAACAGCGACCGGGAGAAGAUAGUUGUUGACGGUAAAAGAGAAACGAUGAAAGUAACCGGGCUGGCGAUGUUGACGAGUUACUCAUUUCAGCUCCGUGCGAGAAAUUCCAUGGGUUACGGACCGCCAAAUGAGUUUCUUGCAAAAACAAAGGGGCCUGCUGAACCUCCGGGGCAACCUGGGAAACCUGUGGUACAUCCGGGCUCUAUUACUGCUGUUAUAAUGUGGGACGAUACAAGAAAGAACCGAUCGUACGUGUCCUACACAGUUGGAAAUCUGGAGCCAAACACUGGAUACAGGUUUAGAAUAAUCGCAUGGAACGAGAAGGGCAAAUCAAAGCCAUCUGAACCUUCAGACAGAGUUAUUACUGGUCCGGCUGACAGCGAACUUCAGAGCGGAAUCAUUUACAAACAGUGGUGGUUUAUUCUGUUAAUGGUGCUGUUUUUUAUUAUUCUCGUUUUGUUGAUCGCUGGUUUCGCAUACCUCUGCUAUCGUCGCAGAAAGGAAGACGCAGAUCAAGGUUCGUCUGCUGGGGCCUCUACAACACAGAGCACACUUGAAAUGAUGAGGAACUCCUCGCGAAACGGAACCAUUAGAAGUGGAACUCUUCCAAGCGUUCAAAUUACUUAUCGGGACGCUAAUCGUGAGCCGGAGGAAGAUGCGAGUAGCUUGGGCUCUAAAGAAGAGCCGUCGGACAGUGACAGCGGAGUGUCCGAGAUGACGUACAAAAGAAAACAGGCAGAUAUUAAUUUCAUAGGCCACUACUCCAACAAUCCUAACCACCAGCAAUGGAAAAACUCACUUGGCCGAACAAGGCCGGCAAAUGGCCGAAACUUAAUCGAGCACACAACGGAAGAAUCCGACACACCCGAGGAAGUUCCGAUCUCUAGAGCUCUCAAGUCCUUCUCUGCAAUGUCUCUACCGAGGGACAAACGAGAUGGGCCUCCAGCAUACGAUAAUCGCAGAUUCAUGGCCAAAUCUGCUGACCAGUUAGACCGAAUUGAAAGGUCUCAACUACCUCCCGAGGCUGUGACGUCAUUCAUGUCACCGGACUACGAGCAGAAACAAAAGAGACCAGCUUAUCGGGAUCGUAAAGAGCCCUAUUCGCGUUCGCGGGCCACGCGACCUGCGGGCUCAUUGAGAAGAUCACGCGAUCAAAUGGACUAUAACGAUGAUAGCAGUACACCACCUCGGUCACCUACACGUCCAAAUACUGGAAUAGGUUAUCUACCGAAGACGGAAAUUCAGAACCGAAACAGAAGAGAUCCAAGGUCGAAUAGUUUCCGAAAAGCCCUCGACUUUGACCCAAAUCCUCGGGAUUCCGACGGUAGCUCGAAAUAUUCCGAUCGGGCGUCGUCCAGCAGCAACGACCACCGAGAUACAAGGACAAAUGCGAAUUCAAUGGGUCGGCCCAGAAUUCAAUAUGACGAAGAACCUGGUCGUAGAAGGCGGCAACCACAACAGUUGCCCAGCCUCCAAAUGAAAUCUGCUAAUAAACCGCCGCGGUAUCACACCCCGCCUUCUCCGUUAUCACCAGUAUCUCCAGCACCCUCUUACCACACUGUAGACCCAGUGUUCGGAGGCAGAAUAUCUCCAGUACCGUCUUACCACGGUUCUAGUCGAGACGGUAACAGCGAUCACUCGGACGGCGGAAGGAUUCCUCCCCCUGUUUUAUACAUGGACAGAACUGGUCACAACAACGAGAAUUUUGAAUCAAGUGAACCCCACAUUUCAACAUACUCCUCGUUCGUUUAGCUUCUUGUCACAUCUACCAUUAAUUUAUAGUCAGGUCCUCCAGUGAGUGACGGGCACACGUUCUUGAAGGUCUUAACCAAAUCUCUCUAUCAUUAAAUGUCUUCCAAGAUCUUCAACCAUACCAUUGAUUGAGAGGUAACGUAUAUUCUCUCUAAGGGAGAUUAAACCUCAUGCAUCCCGAAACAGACGUUUGUUAAAUAGUAUACAGUUGUACCUACAGGCAAAAGCUGUUAUAAGGAGACAGUUUUAAGUUUAUUUUGGCCUUUUUUGGCCCUAUUUUUGUACGGUAACAGUUUUAUAUCCCUAUUGUAAAUUCAUUUUUGUGCGUGUAAAAAGCAGAUGUGUAAAUCGUUUAUCUCUUAACAGUAUUUUUAUAUAACAUAUGUGGUAAUUACAAUGUUGUAAAUGAGGUAUUUUUUUACAUAUCCAUAUAUCAACAACUCAUUUUUAUGUAAAUAUCUCGGUGGAGUGAGCUGAACGACUCAACUGUUCAUCCUCAACUACAUUUUGUAAAUAAUUAAUGUUCUAGGUUAGAUAGACCAGAGCAGUGAUGACUUUGUACAAUAGUGAAACAAAGAUUCUUUAGCAAAAUUUACCUUUCGAGUUAAGGAAAAUUAAAUCAACAUUUGAUUGAGCGGAAGGUUAAGACUAAAGCGAACUGAGGAAUUUAGUCAUUGAUUUGUUUACAUGGAUUCAUUGUAAAAGUGUCAUAGCGCUUUAGUGAGUCUGAGAUUCGAGAAAAAUUAUAAACAUCAUUCUUCAACCUACUUUUUAUUUUUACAGUUUAUGUCAUUUUAACCACACUUAAAUGCUGUAGUAUAUUUAGGAUCAAUCAAAAGUUACAAAAUUAUGUGUAUUGGAUGUUAUUUGGGUGGCAAGUCAGUAAACAAGAAAAUCAGGAAAAAAUAGCUGAUCAAAUUUGUUUUGGCUGUAGCAUUUUCUUCGAGAGAAAGUACAUUUUCAAUUUAGCCUUCAAGGCUUUUACCAUGCUGAUCAAGAAUGAAGAUGGAAAGGUAAACAUUUUUAGCUCUCCUCUAGUUUCUAGUUUGAUCUCUGAUGAUCACGGGAUCGUAAAUAGAUAUGCUGUUGAUUUAGUCUUGAUGCGAUGCGUUGAAUGAUUUUUCUAAUACUUAGGUGAUAUUUAUAGAAUGAAUAGCUUUCAGAAUCACGAUUGUUGCAGUUGUAGAAAAGAUUACAUAAGACGCUGUAAACGAAUUGCGAGCAGGUAGUACCUUUGAAUAUAGAAUGAAAACGUUUUAAAAAUCG
Molecule: messenger RNA, 8808 nt
Organism: Pocillopora damicornis (cauliflower coral)
Lineage: Eukaryota; Metazoa; Cnidaria; Anthozoa; Scleractinia; Pocilloporidae
Product: protein sidekick-2
Molecular function (GO): protein binding
Source: RefSeq, a predicted model, not a curated record